AUGGAAAGACGCAAUUUUACUUAUAUCCUCCUUAAUAAUUGCGAUGGAAACACACUUGAAUACCUUCAGCAUCCAAUCGAUCAGACAUCGUUUCGUCCAAAGAAAGUUCUACGAGGUGAGCUUCUAAGGGUUGAUGCACGAACUCAGCAACCGACAAGUCCCGAGAGAAUUGCCCUAACUGGAAUAGCAAGGAAUGAAAUGCGUCUGGAGUGUCGCACGAAUGAUGUAUUUGAGCUUUCAAACGAUGAUGCUAACCUCCUUCGAGCGAUUCCUCCCUUGGAGUUGAGAUAUGAAACGUUUAUAAAUAAACUUCAAAAUGUAUGGGAACGAAUUUCCCGCGGAAGCACAGUGUUUGUUUCAAUAAAAGAAAUACCUUCAAGUGAGCUUCUUGGCAUCGUACGUUACAAGGGUGAAUUGAUGACUCUCCCUGGAACUUGGUUUGGAGUUGAAUUGAUAAAAAAUAAAGGCCUUGGGACAUGUGAUGGAACAUACGAAGGCAAGAGGUACUUUGAGAGUGCACCAAACUCAGGUGUUUUUGUCACCCUAGACAAAUUGAUUCCUGUAGAUUUGGACCAAACAUCUUCGAAACAAGUCGAAAGAGAUCAAGCUGAUGUUAAAUCAAGACUUUGUUCUAGGCAAAAGGCGCGGCUGCGAUGGGAAGGAACGGAUGGUAUUGUUAAAAUUGGCCAACGAGUGGGGUCUCUCAGGGAUCCCACUGUAAGAGGAACCGUACGUUACAUUGGUCAAGAGAGAGAUUCAGGAGGAAAGAUGCAGACAUUCGUUGGUUUAGAACUGGAUGAGAAGACUGGCAUUGGAACCGGUAAACGAAAUAGAAAGCAGCUCUUCGUCUGCCCAGAAGGUUACCCUAAAUUCGUUUACUUGGAUGAUAUAAUGCUGGAGGAAGUCAUUCAAAUGCCUUAUCAACUGAGCAGUCGAGGAAAACCCCUGCGGCUCCCGGAAGAGAGCUCUUGCGAGAAAUGGAAUACGAGCAAACGAGGAACGAACAAGACAUCUGCUGACACAGAAGGAAUUGAGAUGUUACCAAGAUGA
Molecule: messenger RNA, 1050 nt
Organism: Stylophora pistillata
Lineage: Eukaryota; Metazoa; Cnidaria; Anthozoa; Scleractinia; Pocilloporidae
Product: ubiquitin carboxyl-terminal hydrolase CYLD-like
Source: RefSeq, a predicted model, not a curated record